Molecule: messenger RNA, 1024 nt
Organism: Scleropages formosus (Asian bonytongue)
Lineage: Eukaryota; Metazoa; Chordata; Actinopteri; Osteoglossiformes; Osteoglossidae
Gene: esm1
Product: endothelial cell-specific molecule 1
Exons: 3
Coding region: 376-948 (190 amino acids)
Cellular component (GO): extracellular region
Source: RefSeq, a predicted model, not a curated record
UGGGGGCGACAGGAGCACCCUCACAUGGACCGCACAAACAAGCCUUAACAUAAGCGAUGACAUCACUUCGCACAAAUUUCAAUUCCUGGAUGGCAGUUGGGCGCUAAUCCCACUUCCACGCCGGAUUUCUAAAACAAGGCGGCGGCGGGGACAGGCUGGCAAGCGGGACAACAACACCGGAUUGAGGAAACUGACCUACGCCGGCCGGGGGGCAAAGAACAAACUUGUUUAAAAAGCGCGGGGGGAGCAGCAUGCGAGCGCGAGCGGGCUGCUGCUGCUGCUGCUGCUGCUGCUGCUGCUGCUGCUGAGAUUGAUUGAAGCGCGCGCGCACUGACUGACUUGACUACUCCUCCUCGCGAGUCGGGUCGGCGCACCAUGAGCACCGCGUCCGCGCUUCUUCUCGUCACCGCGACCGUCGCGCUGGCGCUGCUGCAGCGGAACGCGCAGGGCUGGGCGCCCGGGGCCAAGUACCCGGCGUCGUGCCCGGCCAGCUGCAGCGUGGCCCUGUGCGGAGCUCCGCGCUGCGGGCGCACCGUGCUGGACGACUGCGGCUGCUGCCAGGUGUGCGCGGCGGCCAGGGGCGAGCACUGCUACCGCACCGUGUCCGGGAUGCACGGCGUCAAGUGCGGCGCCGGCCUCUUCUGCGAGUUCUACAAGGAGGAGGACGACUACGGGGACGAGUACGGCGUGUGCAAAGAGUGUCCGUACGGAAAGUAUGGGGUGGAAUGUCGCCAGACCUGCAACUGCAAAGCUGGAGGAGUCUGUGACAGAGUGACAGGGAGGUGCCUGAAGUUCAACUUUUUUGCAAAAUUAACAAACCAAGCCAGCAAAGUAAAAGGUCAACCCCAACCAGGCUCUGAGAUGGGUUCUGGGGACAGCACCAGCAGUGUGAGCGAGGACUUGCUUAAAGAGAGGUCUCCUGCUCCAAAUCGGCUCAAUCCUCGCUGACAUGCAUUAAUCUGAAGUUGUUUAUACUCUGUACAUGUAGCAAAGUAGGGAAUUAAAUAAUGCAAAAGAUAUAUUU